Molecule: messenger RNA, 6998 nt
Organism: Bactrocera neohumeralis
Lineage: Eukaryota; Metazoa; Arthropoda; Insecta; Diptera; Tephritidae
Gene: Kdm2
Product: jmjC domain-containing histone demethylation protein 1
Exons: 6
Coding region: 907-4731 (1274 amino acids)
Biological process (GO): regulation of transcription by RNA polymerase II; protein demethylation
Molecular function (GO): DNA binding; protein binding; transcription coregulator activity
Source: RefSeq, a predicted model, not a curated record
UAAAUUUCGCUUAAAAUCUUUUCAAAAAUGUCUAGUAUUUUUAACUUGUUGCAAAUAUUAGAUGCCACUGGAAUAUCUCUUGAAAAUCCCUGAAAAAGGGAAAUAUUAAAAAAAAUCCGUAACAAUGCGUUACUUUUAAGAAGCAACAUUGUAUGAAAGUGAUAAAGCGAAAAUAAAUAAAAACGGAUUUAAAUUGUGUGCAAAUGUUGACAUGGUGGAGCAAAAUGGAGACGAAAAAUAUCGUUGUUGGAGACAAGUUCCGUUUUCAUUAGUUUCGUUGCCAUCAUAAGGUGUGGACGUGUGAAGUUAGUUCACUCUGCGCUGAUACAUUUUCCAGCGCAAAAUAUCGGGACAGGGCAAUAGCAUUUCUUGUCCGCUGCGUGCCUCGCGAGAUUUACAUCAAUUCAUAAAGUGGAUAACAAACGAAACAAAAAAUUCCCGUAUGUUUAGGUUAAAGUAAAAUAGUAAUUAAAAAUUAUACUUACAAGGUUUUUAAAUAAAUAGUGAAUAAUAAUAAAAAGAAUAUAAAGGUGAAGAAGUGAUUUGUGCGAAUCUUAGAGAUUACCAUAAUAAGCAACCAUCAUAAAUAUGAAAUAAAAUACAUAUGUAUGUAUAUGUGUACAUAUGUAUGUGCACUCCACAAGGGAAUCUGAAAAAAAGAAUAGGCAAUCCAAAGUAAAUUAUUGGUAUUGAGCUGUAAUAAGAAUUUUUUAAUGUGAUAUACAUAUGUACACACAUAACUUCAAUAUGAAAUCACACAUAUGAAUAAAAAAUAUAUGCAAAAACGAUAAUGAUAGUGAAAUAUAAAAACAGAUGGACAGGAUGACAGUAAUAAUUAAGAAAGAACGCUAGAAAACGUGAUUUGUGAGUGUGUAAUCUGAAUAUAGCUAAAUAAAUACGGAGGCGAUGUCCGAAACGGGGUCGCCGGGCAAAACUCAGAAAGGUGGACAGCAGCAGCGUCGCCAAUUGCGCGAACGUAAGCAACGAAAGCUGUAUCUCGAAGAAUGGGCACUCGGGGAUGAUGAUUUGGAGGGAACACGAGGGUUCAGCGUUUCAGAAAAAUUGGAAUCUUCUAAGUUUGCACAAACUGGUAUGGUUCGAGAGAUGCGUGGCAGUGAUUUGAGUGUGGCUUUUCUUCAACAAUAUGGCUUUAAUAUUCCAUUGUUGUUUCGUGAAAAGACGGGUUUAGGACUGCGGAUGCCCGACUCUAACGAAUUUACCAUAAACGACGUACGUCUGUGCGUUGGUUCCCGUCGUGUUUUGGACGUGAUGGAUGUGAACACUCAAAAGAACUUACAAAUGACAAUGAAAGAGUGGCAACAGUAUUAUGACAAUCCACAAAAGGAUCGACUCCUUAAUGUAAUUUCACUAGAAUUUUCUCAUACGCGUUUAGACAAUUAUGUACAAUGUCCAGAAAUUGUUCGUCAAAUCGAUUGGGUGGACGUAGUAUGGCCUAAACGUCUCAAGGACUCACAAAGAGAAGGUACCAAUGUGUUGGGGGAAAUGAUGUACCCAAAAGUACAAAAGUACUGUCUUAUGUCAGUGAAAAAUUGUUAUACUGAUUUUCAUAUUGACUUUGGCGGUACUUCGGUUUGGUACCAUAUUUUAAAGGGUAGUAAAGUGUUUUGGCUGAUACCACCAACAGAAAAAAACUUACAAUUAUAUGAGAAGUGGGUAUUAUCUGGAAAGCAGGCGGACGUUUUCUUUGGUGAUACAGUGGAAAAGUGUGCUCGAGUAUACUUAACAGCUGGGAACACUUUCUUUAUACCCACUGGUUGGAUACAUGCUGUAUACACGCCAACAGACACACUGGUGUUUGGCGGUAACUUCUUACAUUCCUUUGGUAUAGUUAAGCAACUUAAGACCGCGCAGGUGGAAGAUGCUACUAAAGUACCACAGAAAUUCCGAUAUCCUUUCUUCACCGAAAUGCUGUGGUAUGUCCUAGCACGAUACGUAUAUACACUACUGGGCCACUCGCAUUUGGAGGGUGAAUCUUCAGUAAGUGAGGAGGAAAUGUCUAAACGAGGACAUGUGCAUCUCACACACUAUGAACUUUUUGGUCUAAAGGAGAUUGUCAUGUAUCUGUAUGAUUUGCCACCCCAAAAGAAAAAUGUACCCGAAUUGGUGCGGGAUCCAGUGGCAUUGAUCAAAGAUGUGCGCACGUUGGUAGAGCGACAUUGCAAGGACAAGCCGGAGCUGGCCAUAACGGGUGAAUCUGUAUUGAAACCGCCCGGUCAGAUGCACCCUACGUUUCAGGUGUACGAUCGUACGGUUGUAAAGCAGGAAAUCAAAGCGGAAAUCGCACGUAAAAACGCUGAAAUCAUACGCGAACAACAACAGUUAGAUGCAGCGAAUGCCGCAAAUGUCGCAGAAAAUAUAUCGCUCGACCAUGAUAUACAAAAUAAUGAAGAUACAAAUUCAAAAACGAAUAUUGUUCCCAUAACAAAUGUGGUUGAUAAAGGUGGUGUCAUCGUAAAGGAAUAUAAAAAUGAGCCUAUAGAGAAUGGUGCCCAACAGACGGCUACAUUCAUUUCACCCACGGAUAGUCUUAAGUAUCGCCCUCCGAAGAAGAUGCACCUCGCAAAUGCUGUUGCUGCAGCGGCACAUCAGGCCAACAACACUGUCAGUGUUAUCGCAUCUUGCUCAAGUUAUAAUUCAGCUUCAACGGCAACAACGACCAUUUCAACUGGAACAACGGUUGCUGUAUCCAACCAAACACAAAAUAAUUCACAUGCACAGCCACUUACACAUAACACAAAUGCCGUUAACACUACCGAAAAUUCUUGUCUUUCGCCGAACGAUUCAAAGUUGUCGCCAAAUGUCACCGGUACUGGUCAACCGCGUCGACGGCGAACGCGCUGUAAAGUCUGCGCUGCUUGCCAGCGUUCCGACUGUGGGGAAUGCAGUUUCUGUUUGGAUAUGGUGAAAUUCGGUGGACCUGGACGCGCUAAGCAAACUUGUAUGAUGCGUCAGUGUCUCUCGCCCAUGUUGCCGGUGACAGCACAGUGCUUCGUGUGUCAUUUGGACGGCUGGCGCCAAGUACCCGUGUCCCCGCAAACUAAGCAGCUGGCUUCACUCGAGGGACCUUCGACGCUAAUGGAGUGUUCGGUGUGUUAUGAAAUUGCGCAUUCUGACUGCGCGAGGUCGUUAUUAGACGGCACCGAAGAUGCAGCAGACGCUAAAGGUGUAGUAAAUGAAGACCUACCAAAUAGUUGGGAAUGCCCAAGUUGUUGCCGAUCUGGAAAAAAUAAUGACUAUAAGCCUCGUCACUUCCGUGCCCGCCAAAAGUCUUCGGAGGUACGACGCACAUCAGUUGGUGGCUCAAAUAUCAUUACAGCCGGUCACGAUCACGACAGCAACCAAUUGCCACCGCCAAUUGGGCAAUACAAUGACUUCGUUUUCACAAGCGAAUCGGAAAUGGAAAGCUGCUCUGCCAAUGCUGUACACUGGAAGAAUGUUGCGAAGCGCCAUCACCAUCAAAUUGAAGUAAAGACAGAACGCCAUUAUGAUACUUCUUCGCCGGGUAUCUCGCCCCAUGCAGCAAGCGAUCGCAUUAAGAGACGUAAGAGUGACGAUGGCUUAAGCUUAUGUAGCAGCAUGCAGGACAGUAUUGAUGCGGGUGCUUCCAUGGAUUGUCAUGUGGGCGUUGGAAACGGUGGUAUUGUUAGUGGCAGUAAUGGUACACAAAUGUUGCGAAAGAAGAAUUCAAUACGAUCACAGUUGGCUCAACAAAUGCUCAACUCUUCAACGCGAGUUCUCAAAAAGCCACAUUAUGUAGUGCGACCAGCUGGACAUUUAUCAACAAGUGGUAGCGGCUUGUCGGGUAGUCAUAUUGGAGGCGCAAAUUUAGCGCUCGAUCCAACAUUGUUGAAAAUCAUGUUUCGCUACCUGCCCCAAGAAACGCUAGUCACUUGCUCUUCGGUCUGUAAGGUGUGGUCGAAUGUGUCUGUGGAUCCUGAUCUCUGGAAGACAAUGAACUGUGCAGAGCACAAAUUAUCUGCUUCACUGUUGACAGCUAUCGUUCGCCGACAGCCAGAGCACUUAAUACUCGACUGGACACAGAUAGCCAAAAGGCAAUUGGCUUGGGUGAUUGCACGCCUGCCUGCUCUUAAACACUUGUCGCUACAAAAUUGUCCCAUUCAGGCAGUGCCAGCUCUACACACUUGCCUUUGCCCGCCAUUACAAAUAUUGGAUCUCAGUUUUGUGCGUGGUCUCAAUGAUGCAGCCAUACGCGAUAUACUGUCGCCGCCCAAGGACUCGCGACCUGGCCUGGCAGAUUCAAAAACGCGCUUACGUGAUCUUAAAACUCUCAAACUGGCCGGUACCGAUAUAACUGAUGUGGCAUUGCGCUAUAUAACGCAAGCAUUGCCGAAUCUAGUUCACCUUGAUCUUUCAUCAUGUCAGCGCAUAACUGAUGCCGGUGUGGCACAAAUUGGCACAUCGCCGACUGCCAUCGGUAAAUUGGUCGAAUUAAAUUUAAGCGCGUGUCGAUUGGUCUCCGAGUUUUCUUUGGAACAUCUCGCUAAAUGCGAGCAAUUGAUUUGGUUGGACUUGCGGCACGUGCCGUUGGUACCAACGCAGGCGGUGAUAAAAUUUGCAGCCGAAUCUAAACACGAUCUCUGCGUGAAGGAUAUAAAAUUGGUGGAGAAACGGCGACCACAGAAAGCGACACAGGUGACAACGUCCUCAAGCUUAGGCGGAAUGGGUUCAGUAAGCAGUUGGAAUGACUAAAAAUAUAUUAGGAAUAGAACCAAAAACUUAGUUGGAUAGUUAAUAAUCGAAAUUAGAUUUCGAUAAAUUAUUGAAAUGCAUAAAAUUAUUAUAAGAGUGCAGUACAAAAAAAAUAUAUAUGUACGCAUGCAGCAAAGCUGGAAAACAUUUCUUACUACGCUAUGUGUAUUUGUGUAGGUAUAAUGCAGAGCUAGCAGGAGCAUGUAUUAACUAAUCAGUACAGUAUAAAUGAAAUAUUAAACUUAACUCACGAUUUUAAAGUGUUUGAAGAAAUCACGCAUGAAACCAGUUAUAGAAUAUAACAAUAAUGGAAACACAACAUAAAUUUUAAAAUUGUAUAUAAUUUGCAAACGCAUUAUAAGUGUAAACUGUAUCUUUUGUUACCGAAUAUCUACAAUACCAUUCAAUAAUUGUGCAGUAUGACUGUCCUAGAUCGUAUAUAAAAAAUAAAGUUUAUUGUGAAUAUGAAGAAACCUAAUCUAAUUUGAACCAAGUCAGCUAUAAUGGCGAUAGGAUUUAUUACAAUAACUUGCACUCACCAAGACCGCUUCAACAUUUUCAUAUCUUCAACUAACACUACCCACUUUAAUUUUUUUUUUUCAAAUAUGUAAAAUUGUAAUCAGCAGAAGAAGAACCCAAAAAGGUCAAAUAAAAAUGCAUAUAUAUAUUUCCCUGCAUAGCUCCAAAUAUACAUCAAAUUAACGUUUGAAGAACUACAUAUAUCAAAAAUGCAAUUAGUGCACAUAAGCAAUAUGAAAUGUCGUAAUUGACAUAUGUAUGUAUGUAUGUAUGGUAUACAUGUGCAUACGUAUGGUAUUGGUAAAUUUGUUUUAAAAAAUGAUAGAUACUUACAUACAAAAAUAAUAUCAUUCUUCAUAUGGUUUAUCAAGCUUUGUAAGAAGCUUGAAUGAAAACUUUUAAUUGUAUGUAGAUGUGUAUUCUAACAUUAAGCUUUUAUAAAAUAUAAAUAGUAUUAAGCUAAAGUAUAAGCGCUCAUGUUAAAGCAAAUUUGCAUACUUAUGUAUGUAUGUAUGUAUGUAUGCACAUAUACAUAUAUAAGCCUUGUAAGCUCACAAAGGCAAUUUUAAGGGGGGGUAAGGUUAAUUCGUGUAAAACAAGGACUAUUUUUUGAUUUGUUCUUUAUUUCUGAUGAAACAAUGAUAUUCUGUUACACCUUCAUGAACAAAUAUUAGAAAAUGAGGCAAUCAUCUUGAAAAACAGUUGGAUUGCGGCACCCUCGAACCUUGGUACUGGAUCAUCUGAAAUUAAAAAAUGAAAAUUAUAUCGUUAGAUAAUGACUUUUAAAAAAAAAAUAUUAACAAUAGCUUUCCAACGAUCGUGUUCACAAUUUCAAAACGAUCGGAGCAGUGGGUGAACUUUAGAAACGUGUGUUCUGGAAAAAACGCUUUAACCAUUUGAACACUGAUAUAAAACUUCCAUAAGACAGGUUACAAAUGGUCGAAUAAUUCGUGAGUUUUGCUCGAAAAAAAAUUAUAACCUUCCUCCCCCUUAAGUACCUUGGGAUAGUUAAAAUUAUACACACUUGUUCACGCUUAAAUUCAUAUUCCGAUGACUUAUCAUCAACGCUUUUAGUUAACCGAUAACGUUGCUAAUAUUACGGAGUUUGUGUCGCAAAUAAUGCAACAAUUAACCCCACACUAUAAGAUUACUUACAUACUUGGUAUGACAUUUUAAAAUGAAACUUAAGUGGUUGCCUGAGAAUACAAACAACAACAAGAGACUAUUCCAUUGGAAAAGCUUGCGUAAUGGAUAUGAAUUUUGUUUUCGUUUUCCGUUAUCGAUUUCCUUGUUUGUACAUACAUGCGUACAUAUGUAUGUAUGUAUGUACUUGCGAAACAUUUUCAUUACAAUCAUAGAUACAUACGUAAUGCGCAUUACAACAAACUCUUACUAAUAAAUUCAAUCCAUUGUGCAUACAUACGUAUGUGUGCAUGCAUGUAUAUGUAUGUGUAUUCCACAAGUGAAUGCAAUAUUAACAAAUUAAAUUAUAUAAGUAUGCGCAUAUUUUUAAAUAUUUAAAUAGACAUACGCUAAUUUUUGUAUAAACACACACACAUUGAAAUUUUAAGUCUAGUUAUAGCACAUAAGUACAUAUAUUUGAAAUGGGCACGUUUAAGCGUGUUACACAACCGCAAUUACAUACAUAUAAUAUGUAAAUAUGUAUAUUUAAAAAAAAAUGUAUAAAAUUAUAAUUCAAAUUUAUUGUUUUGCAAUAAAUAUGAUACAUAAAUUCUAUUUAAAGACAA